This is a messenger RNA of Oreochromis niloticus (Nile tilapia), 4541 nucleotides long. It is a transcript of the gene mchr2b, whose product is annotated as melanin concentrating hormone receptor 2b. The coding region runs from base 440 to 1483 and encodes 347 amino acids. Gene Ontology annotation, molecular function: neuropeptide binding; G protein-coupled receptor activity. The transcript is spliced from 2 exons. NCBI's taxonomy places the organism in Eukaryota, Metazoa, Chordata, Actinopteri, Cichliformes, Cichlidae. Gene Ontology annotation, cellular component: plasma membrane; neuron projection. The record is from RefSeq and is a predicted model, not a curated record. Gene Ontology annotation, biological process: neuropeptide signaling pathway.
UUUUUUUUUUACUCUUCCCCCCUAAUCUGCAUUUCUUGUCAUGAGUUUAAAGUGCCGAUUUGUGAUUUGCUCCUCUCAUUACACAACGCGGAGCGUGAUCCUCUGCAGGGAGGGAACACUGGUGUCCGUUGAAGCUCGCGGCAGAAGCGCACAGUAAACAUUUGGAUCCUAAUUUGCUCCCACACAUAAACAUCUUCGGAACGAUAUCUUUGCUAGUGUAGUCAGCCUUGAUUGGACACUGCUUUUUUUCCUCCUCUUGUGCUAAAUCAUAUAAUCCUUGUAAGUGAAAGCCAGGGCAGAGAAGCGGAUACGCGCUUUUGGAGAGAGAGCCAAAGUUUGCCGCCCUAAGUUUGAAGCUCGGGCUUGUGGGGAUCCCGGAGCGCACGGUGCGCCCCUUAAUUAACGACCACGCCGAAGUGACUGUGAGGACGAGCUGAAGAUGAAUGACACUGGCAUAUUGUGCAAAAACAACCAAACAGACAGCUUCGCCGAUCAGUCAUGUCAGAACUCAACUCCCUCGCCUUACAGUCAGAUCGACAUCACCACUUUCAUGCACAUAUUCCCUUCCAUCUAUGGCAUCCUGUGCUCAGUUGGAGUUGUUGCCAACGGGCUGGUUAUCUACGCGGUGGCAGCGUGCAAGAAGAAAAUGGUAUCAGACAUCUACGUGCUUAACCUGGCAAUAGCAGACAUGCUCUUCUUGCUUGUGAUGCCCUUCAACAUUCACCAGCUGGUCAGAGACAGGCAGUGGGUUUUCGGAAACUUCAUGUGCAAAGCGGUCGUUGUGGUGGAUGUCAGCAACCAGUUCACCACAGUGGGAAUUGUCACUGUGUUGUGCAUUGAUCGGUACAUAGCUAUUGUCCAUCCCACCUCAGAAAAGAGGACCGUGCAGUGGACCAUCAUCAUCAAUAUACUGGUGUGGCUGGGCAGCUUCCUCCUCACCGUUCCCGUCAUGAUGUACGCCAAGGUUGUGAGCAGGCAGCAUUUGGAGGUGUGUAUGAUGUACCUGGACGGGCCUGAAGAUAUGUACUGGUACACUCUCUAUCAGUCUAUCCUGGGCUUCAUCAUCCCCCUCAUCAUCAUCAGCACCUUCUACUCGCUCACCCUCUACCACGUGUUCAGCUCCAUACGUCGGGUCAAGCGUAAGCAGUCUGUUUGGGCUAAAAGAGCCACUAAGAUGGUCCUCAUGGUCAUCGCCCUGUUCCUGAUCUGCUGGUCGCCCUACCACGUCAUCCAGGUGAUCAACCUGAGCAACAACAAGCCAACCGUCGCUUUCGUCUAUGCCUACAACAUCAGCAUCUGCCUCAGCUACUCUCACAGCUGCAUCAAUCCACUCAUGUUGCUCAUCUUCGCCCAGAAUUACCGUGAGCGUCUGUGCCGAAAGAACGCGCUGCACAGCUCCCAGCACUCCUCCAAGGUGACGGUGGUCAAAACAGAUGGCUCCAGCACGACAAACGACCCCAACUACCGCUGCACAGUCAUCUAACUUUUUUAUAUAUAUACAUAUGUGUACAUGUAAAUAUAUUGCUGCUUAACACAGAAGAAAGGAGCUCGGAUGAAUGGAAUCACCUUAAACUCAUACCACCUAACAUAAUGGUUCUGAAACAUUAGCAGCAAAAGCAACCGCAGCUGAAAAAAAACACAGGAAAGUGGAAGUAAUGUUUUUUUCUUUCUCUUUUAGUCUCAGUGUUUCCAUUAGCCUUCAUAAACUGUACUUUCAGUCUCUUGCUGGUCAGUUGCAACACUGAAGUGCAGCUUGCUGGAUAAGCGUUCACAUGCUGAGUGUGUGAAAUGAUGUGAUGUUCGGGACUCUUUCCAUGGGAGGGUGAUAGAAGGAGUCAGCUUUAUUAUGUGUUUGACGGAUAAUUUUAACACCACACAUGGUGGCAUGUUCAGUCUGAGCGUAUGUGACAGCUAUCAGCACCAUUUUCCAAGAAGGAACUAUUUAUAAGGGCUCGUAUGUUGGAACCGAUGGCUUUACUAAUGGUGAAUACAUAAUUUACAUCAUUAUUUUGCAUAUCCAUCCAUUUAUUUUCCACCACUUAUAUGAGGCCUUGGUUGGCAGUCCACUCAUAUUUUAUCGUGGUUUUUCGACCAGCAGCUCAGACCUUACCAAAAAAAUAGGUCAUCAACACCUACUGUAUCAUAAUUGACACAUUUUUAAACAUCUACAUCAUCAGUGUGAUUUGUUUCCCCCCUGAAACACUGAGAAAAAAAUUCACAAUACAAUUUUAAGCAAUUAAAAAAUUGAAAAAAGUCAGAUAUAGCAAAAGUCAUAUAUGGCAAUUACUUCCUAUGUCAGACUAUAAGGGGUUAAUUAGGAGUAGUAAUGGGGAAAUCAAAAUAAUUUUCAUCAUGGGUAAUGUUAUAACAUUAGAGUCUUAUUUUGAUCCGUAAAUGAUUCAAUUUUCUUUAUAUAGCGCCAAAUCACAAAAACAAUCACAAACCUUACUGAGUAGUUUUGGAUGCCUAAGCCUAACCAGGGAGAAAGUGAAAGCAAAAAGCAUACGAAAAGGAGAUUAAUCAGGGGUAAAAAUAAGGGAAGACAGAAACACUCCAAACAGGACACAAAUCCAUGAGCUCAUCAUCAUCCAGCCGACCUUCUAAUUAAUAUUUCUUUAAUUUGAUCUUAAAGACAGGCAGAUUUGGUUUGUCUCCCAGAGCAGUCGGAGGUAGGUUUCUAACACCCUGCCAACCCACAAUCAAUUUUUAAUGGUGCGAAGAGCAAGAGCAAAUUAUAUAUUCACCAUAUAGAAUGUAAAUAUUGUAAAGCAUUAGUUACAACUGCUAAAUGUACACACUUCAUAAUCGUGGGACCCAAGAAUCCAAUAUGUGAUUGUUUUAUAUUUGAAGGAAACAGAAUAUGAAAACAUUUUAAGGCGAUUUUAGACAAACUUUAGAACAACAGCAGAGAUGAUUUUCUCAGUCACGUAAAUCCUACAGCAGCUCAGCCAGCCUGCUACAAACUGCCUGAUUGUUGUACAAAGUACUGUAAAUCAUAAGUAUUUGUUAGGGUGUGGUUCGCGCACUAUUUAUGAAAUGUGUUUGUAAUGAAUGUAGUAUUUAAAGAGAAAGAUUUUUGUAAAAUCACGAACACAAAGUCAAAGUCUGUUAUUGUGCUACUCCCGACGCCCCCAGUGAAUAGCCUGUUUGUUUUACCCUCAGAUUGCUGGUAAAUUCAGCAUAAAACACCAGUGACUGAUUUAAACCCAAAAAGUAAGACCAAGAAGUGUUGUGGUUUCCGCCUUAAUGAAUGGUUUCCCAAAUCAUCAGGCAUUCUGUGUUUUAUUUCUUUUUUUCUUUAUUUAUUGCCACACAGCUCACAAACACUGUCCUGCUUUUCCUAAAAGAAAGCCUCAAAGAAAGGCCAUGGACGCAGAAGCGGACGUCUGAAAACUGGCACGUUUUUUUUAUCGUUUUUAGGGUUUUUUUCUUGUUGAGUGUCAGAUUUGGAGAAACGGUGUUGAUACUGUAUAUUGACUGGAGAUAGUUGAUUUAAUAUUGGUGUUCUUCUCUCCUCCCAUGUAAUGUAUAUUUGAUAUGUGCUUCAGAUUGUGCCUCUGACAUGUAAUUUUGUGAUAAGACGUUGUUGUUUUUUCUCAUAAAGGGCUCAGAGUGAUAUUACAGAGACAGCAAACUCAUUUCCCUUCAGUGUAACGUUAAAAUGCACAAUGAAAAGUGAGAACGUUUUAUAAGUAUAACUGUUUUUUUAGAUCUGUGACGCAGCAUAAACACAGAGGAAUAGACUGUCAGAGUAUAGUUCGGAAAUAGCUAUGACUGCACAGUAGAUGAUCAUCACUGGUUUCUUUCAUAAGUUUUGAAGAUGAAUUCUUAUAAUUUUGAGUGUUGUUUAUUCAUUGUGUGCCAACUGGGGUGAAGCAGCCUAGUGAGUUUUUAAAGAGGAGCGCACAUUCAUUAAUUACAGGUCAUUCCUGAGUCCUCGCACACUUGCUCCUCAGUAAAUAAUCACAGUGUGUUUCAGUGUGUUUGUCUCUGUGCUGUGGAUUACCAGCUGUGCUUAAUUAGGCGACUGGGCCCUGGAUGCAUACAAGUUCUGUGGAAAAUUAGUUUGUGGUAAUUUAACGACAUGUAAAUUCGUCUGGAAACUUAAAAUACACACCGAGCUCAAAGUGUUGAAGUGGCUCUCAGAGUCUGACUUCAUGUCGAGGCCCUGUAUUGUGAAAGGGAGCCUUUGUCAAUGAGUAAGCUCACAUUAUCUUUCUCAAUGGCCCUCAAGUGAUUCUUUGUUGCAUUUCAAUACAAACUCACAAGAGAAAAACGGGAAUAUCCCAGUUUCUGUCCAUUUUUUUUCAUGGUGGCAGCAGCCAAAAAUCUCACUAAACACGACAGAAGUGUUUUUGGGGGAGACGAUAACGUGAAGGAACAGUCGUGGCGUGAACAGUAAACAGGUAUCUGUGUCACCGAUACCGAUGCAUCCUCCUCUUCUUUUAAAGCAUGUGUCAGUGGAGUCCUUCUCAUGUUUUGGUUUCUGUCAUUUCCACACUAAUGACUCCCCUAAAAGACUUCUAUUGUGUUUUGCAACA